CUGUAACCAUAUUGGGCCCAACUAAAAGCCCAAUUAAAAGAGGCCGGUCCAAAAUGAUACAAAAAUCUAACAAUCGUCUUAUUCCUCUUUUGUGGCAAAACCCUAACAAAAUCGCAGCACCAUUUACAGAAAACAAAGAAAGCAGAGAAAUAUCAAUCGGGCAAAUCCAUGGCCAACUCAUUGAUAAGAAAGACCCUCAUAUCGGUUAGAAAUCCAUUACUUUUCAAAUCUGCUUCAUCUCGUAAUUGUUACAUCAGCUCCAUAGCAACCGCGGAGCAACCCCAAUCCGAUGGCCCUUCUUUGUCGUUCACCUUCUCAUCUGACGGUCAACAAGAGCACAAAGCUGAUAAUAACAUAUACGUUAAGGCGCCAAGUUCUAAUCCCAGGAGGGAAACGGCGUCAUCUUCUUCAUCUGUAACGAUGCCCAUGUCAUUCAUGACUGGUUCUAUUGUGGGCAAGCGUUUUCACAAGCAGGUGACCAUAAGGGAAGCCGAUGAUGGGAAUGGUUGGACGGUGAUGCUUGAUUAUCGUACGCUCAAGACUCCUUCCAAGAGGCCCCUCAAGCUUCCCACUUCGUCUCUUGCUAAGGCCAUUGCUGCUGAGUGGGAAUACCAGCAAACAGAUGGUAUUAGACCCUUCACGAUGCCUCUUAUGAAGCUUGCUUGUACGGCAUCAGAAAGAGUUCCUUUGACGAGGCCAAAGAUUAUAGAGCACUUGAUAAAAAAAUUUAAUCAAGAUUUAGUCUUUUGCCGUGCCCCUGAGGACAAUGAUCUGACAAGUAACGUCUAUGCAGUUAACGUCCAGGCUUAUGUCCUGUUUGUCUAUGCGUGGCCUGAACAUGAAUUUUUGUAUGGUUUUUGGUUUUGGUUGAAGCAUUUUACUGGUGACUUACGGUGCCAUUUAAACUUUGUAGAGAAGCAAGUGGAGAAAAUUGAUCCUUUACUGGAUUGGGUGGCAUCAGAGUUUGGCUUUAAGCCUGUUGUGUACUCCAGUUUCUUUGGCGGAAAGCAGGAGGAUGGUCUGGUGAAGGCUAUGGAAAACUUUCUAAAGAGAACAGAUGACUGUGAAUUGGCAGUAGUUGAUGCUAUAGCAUCGGCAGCACACUCUCUUGUUAUUGCUGUUGGAUUAUUUCGGGGGAAGUUGCAGAUUGAGGAGGCAAUUGAAUUGAUUAGACUCGAGGAAGAUUUACAGGUGGAUAGAUGGGGUCUCGUUGAAGGUGGUCAUGAUGUGGAUAUUGCUGAUCUUCGGGUACAAAUAUCAUCAGCUGUUGUAUUCCUUGGUCUUUCGAGGAAGAUGUAAUCUCUGUGUAUAUAUUUGUUUGUUUUCUCUCCUUCAAAUUUAAAUUUGCUUUAGAUUGUCAACCUAAGAAUUAGCUUUCACAUUUUUGUUGUAGACAUUUAUAGAAGUCUUCCAUGUUUAAUGCUCAAAAUUCUGUCAAGAGUUUGUUUCUGAUUGACAAGAUGAGGUUGAAUAAGUAAUGAAAAAUAUCGAAAAGUGCUUCUUUUGGUCAAAUAAUAGGGUAAUUAUUAUGCAA
Molecule: messenger RNA, 1534 nt
Organism: Ziziphus jujuba (common jujube)
Lineage: Eukaryota; Viridiplantae; Streptophyta; Magnoliopsida; Rosales; Rhamnaceae
Exons: 4
Coding region: 169-1299 (376 amino acids)
Biological process (GO): mitochondrial proton-transporting ATP synthase complex assembly
Cellular component (GO): mitochondrion
Source: RefSeq, a predicted model, not a curated record